GACAGCUGCUGGCGCGGCGGCCGCCCGAGCAAGAUGGCGCUGCGGCCCGGAGCCGGAGCCAGCGGCGCGGCAGGGGCGGGCGCGGGGCCCGGCGGGGCAGGCAGCUUCAUGUUUCCUGUUGCAGGUGGGAUGAGGCCCCCUCAAGGCCUGAUGCCAAUGCAGCAGCAAGGAUUUCCUAUGGUGUCUGUCAUGCAGCCCAAUAUGCAAGGCAUGAUGGGAAUGAAUUACAGCUCUCAAAUGUCCCAAGGACCCAUUGCAAUGCAGGCAGGAAUACCAAUGGGACCAAUGCCAGCAGCAGGCAUGCCUUUCCUGGGGCAGCCACCAUUCCUGGGCAUGCGUCCUCCAGGCCCACAGUACACUCCAGACAUGCAGAAGCAGUUUGCUGAAGAGCAACAAAAACGAUUUGAACAGCAACAAAAGCUCUUAGAGGAAGAAAGGAAAAGACGUCAGUUUGAGGAACAAAAACAAAAGCUCAGACUUUUGAGUAGCGUGAAACCUAAGACAGGAGAGAAGAACAGAGACGAUGCUUUGGAAGCCAUAAAAGGAAAUUUAGAUGGAUUUUCCAGAGAUGCUAAGAUGCACCCUACUCCAGCAUCACACCCCAAGAAACCAGAUUGUCCCACAUCAUCUCAUUCUACUAAAACUGUCUCCCCAUCACCUGCCUUUCUUGACGAAGACGAAUUCAGUGAUUUUAUGCAGGGGCCUGUUGAGGUUCCCGCUUGUGGGCCCCCUUCCACAGCCAGGCCCUUUCGGUCUUUCCUCCCCACCACCCCUCUGGGCCAGUUGCACACACAGAAGGCUGGAGCACAGCCUCUCCCUCCAGGUCAGGUUCCAGUGUCUUUUGCCUUACAUGGUGGCCCUGGGCAAAUUCCUUGUUUCUCUACUGCUUCAGCUUCACACGGUGUGCAGAAAGCAGGCCCUUCCUUGGAAGAGAAGCUCCUAGUAUCUUGUGAUAUAAGUACAUCUGGGCAGGAACAAAUUAAAUUAAACACUCCUGAAGUUGGGCAAAAAGCUGUAGUCCCAGGUUCCAGUAAGAACUGUCCCGGCUUAAUGGCCCAUGACGGGGGUGCUGUAGAUGGAUGUGUAAGUGGUCCCACCACUGCAGAGGCAGAAAAGACUUCAGACCAAAACCUGCCGAAUGGAGAGAGUGGGGUGGCUGUGUUUCCCUCUCAGGACCCUGUUCAGCCCAGAAUGCCUCCUUGGAUUUACAAUGAGAGUUUGGUUCCAGAUGCCUAUAAGAAAAUUUUAGAAACUACAAUGACUCCAACUGGAAUAGAUACUGCUAAACUUUAUCCCAUUCUGAUGUCAUCUGGACUUCCCAGGGAAACUCUCGGACAGAUAUGGGCCCUAGCCAAUCGUACUACACCUGGCAAACUUACUAAGGAAGAGCUUUAUACUGUUCUCGCCAUGGUAGCAGUAACACAGAGGGGUGUUCCUGCCAUGAGCCCUGAUGCUUUGAACCAGUUCCCAGCUGCUCCCAUUCCCACCUUAAGCGGCUUUCCUCUGGCUCUGCCUACCCCAGUGAGCCAGCCGACUGCGAUGCCUUCUGUCCCUGCAGGCUCCAUGCCCCUCAGCCUUGGACAGCCCAUCAUGGGCAUUAACCUUGUUGGACCAGUGGGUGGAGCUGCAGCACCAACUUCCAGUGGCUUCAUGCCAGCCUACCCCUCACACCAGGUGGUAAAGACAGAAGAAGAUGACUUCCAAGAUUUUCAAGAUGCUUCCAAGUCAGGAUCCCUAGAUGAUUCUUUCACUGACUUCCAAGAGGUGCCUGCUUCCUCAAAAACAAGUAACUCCCAGCAUGGAAACAGUGCUCCGUCACUGCUGAUACCACUUCCUGGAACUAAAGCCUCCACAGAUAAAUACUCAGUGUUUAAAGGAAUCUCUGCUGACAAGCCCCCUGAAAACCCUGCUUCGUUUGGAGAGUCUGGUGACAAAUACAGUGCGUUCAGGGAGCUUGAGCAAACAGCAGAGAGUAAGCCUUUAGGAGAGAGCUUUGCCGAGUUCAGAUCCACAGGAACAGAUGACGGCUUCACCGACUUCAAGACUGCCGAUAGUGUGUCACCCCUCGAGCCACCAUCAAAAGACACUUUUCCGGCAGCCUUUCCCUCCGGAGCUGCACAACAGAAACAGGCACAAGUGAAAACCCCUCUGAACUUAGCAGACCUAGAUAUGUUCUCCUCAGUAAACUGCAGUGGUGAGAAACCAGUACCCUUUCCAGCUGCAUUUAGCACGUCAAAGUCAGCUUCCACGAAGCCUCCACCGGCCGGCUCUGCGGCCCCCUCGGCAGCACUGGUAUCCACUAAAACUUCUAGUUUGGUAGAUGAUUUUGGAGAGUUCAACCUCUUCGGGGAAUACUCGAAUCCUACCUCUGUUGGGGAGCAGGACGACUUUGCAGAUUUCAUGGCUUUUGGCAACAGCUCUAUUUCAUCUGAGCCAAAAGCAGAUGACAAAUAUGAUGUCCUCAGAGAGGAAGUGAGUCCCAGCCCCUUGGCCAGCAGCACAGUGGAGAGUGUACAGAAUCCACCUGCUGCAUCUUCCAAGUAUGAUGUCUUCAAACAGCUCUCCCUAGAGGGAGCUGGACUGGCCAUUGAGGAGUUCAAAGAGAACACUCCUUCCGCAAAGAGUGACGAUGACUUUGCUGACUUCCACUCCAGUAAAUUUUCAUCCACAAGCUCCGACAAAUCCCUGGGAGACAAAGCGGUGGCUUUCAGACAUGCCAAGGAAGACUCUGCCUCGGUGAAGUCUUUAGAUCUCCCCUCCAUCGGUGGCAGCAGCGUUGGCAAGGAGGACUCUGAAGAUGCGCUUUCUGUUCAGUUUGACAUGAAACUGGCUGAUGUGGGAGGAGAUCUUAAGCAUGUCAUGUCUGAUAGCUCUUUGGAUUUGCCAACAGUUAGUGGCCAGCAUCCUCCUGCCGCAGCAGGAAGUGGGUACUUCUCGGCCACCCCAGAUCUUCUAAAGAAAGAGGCCUCAUUUGGCAGUUCUGAGAACAUCACCAUGUCAUCUCUCUCCAAAGGAACGGCCUUGGCAAGCGAGGAUGCUCUCCCGGAGACUCCCUUCCCAGCCUUCGCCAGCUUUAAAGACAUGAUGCCUCAGACCACUGAGCAGAAAGAGUACGAAAGUGGGGACUACCAGGACCUGCCCACAGUGGAACGGAGCCAAGAGACCACAAGUCCAAGUCCAGCUUCCAGUGUUGCCUCUCACGAAACUCCCAAAGAGUGUGCAGAUGACUUUGGAGAAUUUCAAAGUGAAAAGCCCAAAAUCAGCAAGUUUGACUUUUUAGUAGCCAAUUCACAAAGCAAAAUGAAGUCCAGCGAAGAAAUGAUCAAAAGUGAGCUGGCAACCUUUGACCUUUCUGUUCAAGGAUCACACAAGAGGAGCUUAAGCCUUGGGGAUAAAGAAAUAAGUCGGUCCUCUCCUUCUCCCGCCCUGGAGCAGCCUUUCAGAGACCGUUCUAACACCCUGAGUGAGAAGACGGCGCUGCCCGUUAUCCGAGACAAGUACAAAGACCUGACUGGUGAGGUGGAGGAAAAUGAGAGAUACGCGUAUGAGUGGCAGAGAUGCCUGGGGAGCGCCCUGGAUGUCAUUAAGAAGGCAAAUGACACCUUAAAUGGCAUUAGCAGCAGUGCUGUUUGCAUGGAAGUUAUCCAGUCAGCCCAAGGCAUGGAAUAUCUCCUAGGCGUCGUGGAAGUGUACCGAGUAACCAGGCGUGUGGAGCUGGGGAUAAAAGCCACUGCUGUGUGUAGUGAGAAACUCCAGCAGCUGCUGAAGGACAUUGAUAAAGUGUGGAACAACCUGAUGGGCUUCAUGUCACUUGCCACACUCACGCCAGAUGAAAAUUCACUGGAUUUUUCCUCCUGUAUGUUACGACCUGGGAUUAAGAACGCUCAGGAACUGGCUUGUGGGGUGUGUCUCUUAAAUGUGGACUCUAGGAGCCGGAAAGAAGAGAAGCCUGCAACAGAACAGCCUAAAAAUGCAUUCAACUCGGAAACAGACAGUUUCAAGCUUGCCUAUGGAGGACACCAGUACCACGCCAGCUGUGCCAACUUCUGGAUCAACUGUGUCGAACCCAAGCCUCCUGGCCUCCUCCUGCCAGAUCUGCUCUGAAAGUUUCUCAGUGAAGCUCCAGUUGAUGUUUGGUUGUUUUUGUCACAUGACUAGGGGUGACAGGGAUCAAUAAACAGAAUACAAGUACUGCAAAAUUCCCUUCCAUCCAUCUCAUUGAAGCAUUCCCCAAGAGGUGGGGUAGAAAACUGCAAUGGAGGUUCCCAUCAGACAGCCUUUGACCACUGCUUCCCCUACCCCUUUGUAGCCUGAGGUUAAUUGGUAGACCUAAAUUGCACGUGACACUGGACACUUGUUUGCUUAUCUCUUCUGGUUUUUGUUGAUGGUGAUGUUGGUUUGACUUUUUUUUUUAAGGAUAGGGUCUUGAUGCAUGCCCCUGGCUGACUUGAAUUUGUAGCGAUCCUCCUGUCUCUGCCUCCCAAGUGCUGGGUCACAGGCAUGUGCCACCAUACCCUAUUUCUCUUAAGAUAUUUUAAAAUAUGGACCACAGUUUUCUGUAAGGAGUAAUCUGCUGCUGAAGUGUUUAAACUGUGAAAAAUUGACAAAAGAGGAAAAGUAAGUUAUCCUAGCACUGGAAUCUGCAAGUUUGUCUCCAGCCAGUGCUCGCUUACAUCUCCAACUUCAGGGUCCCAUGAAGCAGGACACAUCUUUCUGCAUUUUUCUUGUAAAUACUUGAAAUAAAAGGGGAUUGUGAUUAAACUGACACUCUGGACUUGUCUCCACUGGACAGUGGCAGGCAAGGAGGGCAUAACUCCCCAUUCCUGUCAAACCUCACCCUCUUCUCCUCCCCUGAAACUAGCUCUCAAGGAAACCAUCCCCAGAGCCUGAAUCAGAUGCACACCCUUCUCCUUGGAGCCUUUACUGAGAUCCUGCCAUUUUGCCUCAACAUCAAGACUGGCACAACACAGAGAAACCCUGUCUCGAAAAAACAAAAAAGACUGGUACAAACCAUGGUGUUUUUCCUCCAAAAGAAAAGUCUCUAACAGCUGUGGAAUGAAAUCUCUUCAUAGUGACCUCUCUCCACAUUCCCAAAGAUGGCUGCAUAGGGGCCAGCAAGUGGAGAGAAUGGAGUUUUGGGUCUAGUGUGGUAGUUCUCAGCCUUCCUAAUGCUGUGACCUUUAAUACACUUCCUCAUGUUGUAGUGACCCCAACUUAUUUUCAUUGCUACUUCAUAAGUGUAACAUUGCUACUGUUAUGAAUUGUAAUAUAAAUAUCUGAUAUGCUGGAUAUCUGAUAUGUGACCCCUGUGAAAGUGGCAUUUGAUGUUGUCCGUCUCCCCCAGGGUUGUGACCCACAGGUUGGGAACCAUUGGCCUUGUGAGAGGAACAGUAAGGUGUGUGUGUGUGUGUGUGUGUGUGUGUGUGUGUGUGUGUGUGUGUGUGUGUUAGAGAAACAUACCUUAGAUGCAACAUAGGAAAACAGCAACAGCACUGAAUUUUCAAAUGAAAAGGCUCACACUGGUGUAGGCAUUUGUCAUGUAAACAAAAUGCAUGAAACUAAGAGACCUGAAGCUUCAGUGGUUAAAAAGUGUUACUCCCAGGAAAAGCCCAGCAGUCUGGGGCUCUGGCUGUUAAUUUGUGCAUUGAGACAGACUUCAGGUCCUACAUGCUUUGCUGACCUGAUUUAGUUUUUAUUUGAAAAUCUAAAACACUGGGUUUAGUCUAUCUCACUGCUGCGUCUACAAAAUUCACCAUUUCCCCUUCCAGGGCAAAACUAUUCUGUGUUGUUCCUUCUUGUAUUUGCUCCAAGAUACUGGUCAUUUUCACCUGUUGAUGGUGCUUCUCCUGGCCUUGCUGAAGAGCAAUGCAGAGAGAAGAGCUGAUGAAUCCACUUACUCAGCUGUUCCAGAUGAUGUCAUCUGCACUGCUAACAUCCAGACAUCUGUCUGCACUGUGACCACGAGGCCUUUCCCUGCCCGGCCCGGGGCUGGUGGAGCGGGGAGGCUCCAGUGCGCACACGCAGGUGGGUUGGUUUUCAGCAGCCCCUGAAACAGCACCACUAGUGUUUCACCAUGGCCCAGAACAGCAAUCGGGCUCUCCAGUCUGUAUUCUAGAUUAUUCCCUCAUAAGAACAAUAGGAUUGACCUUAACCAAAGAAUAUUCCCAGUUUAGCUACAUUUACACUGCUGAAGCAUUUUCUGGAAAUGCUAUGGUGAAGUGUUGACUACACAGUGGCCUGUAUCGAUGACAUCUUAAGUACCUGUUAGCUAGAUUGUCUCCACUUGUAGAUUUAUUCCAGAAUACCUAUGUUAAAACUCCUUACCCGUAGGGUUACUUACUCCUUAGGAGGUGCCAGAGGAAAAUUCAAUAGACAUAGACGAAAAUCUUUUACCAUGAAAAAUAUUGGCUGUUUAAUACUUUAAGAUAUUUAGUUAGAUACUUCCACCAGGGAUUUGGGGGAGUGUAGACUAUUAGCAGGCUGGUUUUCCUUGUGUGCAUGUAUUAAAAUGAUUCACGUAGCAUUCAGCUUCACCUCAGCUCUUUUCUUGUUAGCCAAAAGCCCAGUGUCCUUGGAAACAGUAACCAAGGUUACUUAUCUGCAUACUGUGCAUUGUGUCAGGCAGCUUCACCCACUGCUUGAAUGGAGAUUAAUAAGCACCACUCGGUUUGGGAACUGUGCUCUGCCUUUCCCUGCCUGUGGGUUGGUGUGUGACCUGUGUCUGGACAUGCUUGAGACAGAGGAGGCUCAAGGCAUGCUCAGAUAUUACCUCUGUCUUCCUUUUCUGUGUCUGCUAGUUAGCAUUCCCUCUGGGAUGCACAUUUUUAAAUUAAUAUUUUGUGUUGCUAUACAUAUUUCGGGUGUUUGGGUUUUGCUUGUUUUUAUGUUUGGUCUUAUUUCCUGUUUAUCUGUUUAUGUGUCAUCAAAAAGAUUUCUUGAAAACAGGUAUUGGAAAUUCUUGCUUUGUACCAGGGUCUCUCUGAGAAUUCUCCUAAGUAUCUCCAGUCAGACACCUUUUGUUAACAGUUCAUAAAUGAACUCACAUUUCCAGGCAUUUGUCCUAAAGAAGGGGCCACUGGAGCCUGCUGGAGACAUUCCAGCGGAUAUCAGAGUACAGGUCAAGAUGUGUGUAGCCUGUGGUUUUGUGUCUAGAUUGGGUACCAUUUCCUCGGAAAAGGGUUCACCAAAUGAUAUUGAAAAGCCCCUCCUCCUUCCAAAGUCUAGCCAAGGAAAUAGGACCUAAGUGAAACAGCUCAUAGUUUGUUUUGUAAAUGCCAGUUUACAAAUACUUUUCUAACAAAGUAUCAUAAAAAUUGUUUUACUUAGUUUCAUUCUUUUAUGUUGAAUAUAGUACAAGUGACUGACAAAGCAUUCACCUCUCAGGUCAUAGCUGUGGCUUUGUUAGCCGGAGGAAUGUUGCAAGUCCAUGAAGCAUGUCUUGUGUGUGAUCUGGAAUGUGGUCCCAAAUGUUAAAAGACGGUGUGCCGCCUUUCCCCUUUGUCUACAUUUUAAUAAACAACUACUCUUAA
Mesocricetus auratus (golden hamster) is the source of this 7529-nucleotide messenger RNA. RefSeq names its product synergin gamma (gene Synrg). The transcript has 23 exons. Gene Ontology annotation, cellular component: clathrin coat of trans-Golgi network vesicle. Gene Ontology annotation, molecular function: protein binding. Lineage: Eukaryota; Metazoa; Chordata; Mammalia; Rodentia; Cricetidae. Bases 34 to 4104 code for a protein of 1356 amino acids. The record is from RefSeq and is a predicted model, not a curated record.